This is a messenger RNA of Cooperia oncophora, 537 nucleotides long. The record is from the annotation of a GenBank genome assembly. NCBI's taxonomy places the organism in Eukaryota, Metazoa, Nematoda, Chromadorea, Rhabditida, Trichostrongylidae.
AUGAACAAGAACUUAUUCCUAUUGUUAUGCAAUGAUCUGGGUUUGACUUAUGACACCGCUCUGGACUAUGAAGAUUUAGUGCUGUCAAAGCGUCCGCUAGCUUACGAAAUCUUUAAAAGUGGCAAAAGAAAUGAGCAACUGUCGUCAGAUUUAGGCCUGCGGUUGGAAAUAUACCGCUGUUUACAGAUGGCUGGGAGUCCUAAUGAGUUCUUUAAAUUCAUGCUCAAUUUCGCAGUUGAAGACUUGGAAUGUUGUAGAGCUGAACGCGAUAUCGCUUGUAUACUCGAUGUGUUGUGCAUUAAUCGACAGUUUCUUGAUUCCAAAGAGCAGGAACUUGUCGCACUUGUUCGACAUAAAAUUGCUGGAGAGUGGCGAAUGCCGGAAACAAUAGCGAUGGCUUAUCGCCUUCUUGUUUUCGUCUCUACGGAAGAAGCGCCUUCAUCAGAUGAGCUAGAAUGGAUAAAAUCGUGUGCCAACGCCGAGGAAGAGUUACCGAAACGAAUCGCUCUGGAAGUUGGAGCACAUCGCCUUCGACGA